Messenger RNA from Paramecium octaurelia, 1330 nucleotides. NCBI's taxonomy places the organism in Eukaryota, Ciliophora, Oligohymenophorea, Peniculida, Parameciidae. The record is from the annotation of a GenBank genome assembly.
AUGAAAUUGGGUUUAGUUUUUGCCAUCUUAUUGGCAUUUAGUAAUUGUGCUUCAUUCUUGGAAGAACAAAAGCCAAUGGAAAAUAAAAUCUAUAAGGUAAAGCUUGAUAGGACAGAAUCCUAAGCGAAAAAGUCAUUGUUUGAUUUCAUCACUACCAGCCAAUAAUACAGGAAUUCAGCUGAUUUAUUAGAUGGGUCCGAUAUAGCUAUGACAUAAACAAAAUAAAAAGAAUCUAUAAAGUUGUAUAAUUUUAAGAAUACAUAAUACACAGGAGAAAUAGGAUUAGGUGCUUAAGAUAAUAAAUUUAAGGUAAACCAUUUUAUCUAUUCAGGUAAUCUUCGACACCGGUUCAGCAAACAUUUGGUUGAAUUCUGCUAGAUGUAGUGAUUAUGGAUGUAAAAAUCAUAAACAAUACGAUGGCUCAAAAAGUUCAACAUAUGAGCAUUUGGGAUAUGAUUUGGACGUUCAGUUUGGUACUGGUGAAUUAAUGGGUGAAGUAUUAAAUUUGAUACUAUAAUAGAUUAAUGCAGAUACUGCUUAUGUUGGUGGAGUGAAAAUAGCAAAAUAAGAAUUUGCUGAGAUCGUAAAAGAGAAUGGAGAUGUAUUCGCUUAAUCCGAUUUUGACGGUAUUGUUGGAUUAGCAUAUCCUUCAAUGGCUGCCUAUAACUUUAACCCAUUUUUUGAUAAUGUCAUGUCAUAGAAAUUGUUGGACAGAAAUGUGUUUUCAUUCUAUUUUUCAAGACAAGAAGGCUCAAAAUCAUCAGAGCUAACAUUGGGAGGAUGGGAUACUGAUCAUUACUAAGGAGAAUUACAUUUCCAUAAUGUUGUUAAUAAAUAUUAUUGGUUAUUGGAUGCCGAUAAUAUUUUAGUCAAUGGACAAGAUAUAGGACUGUGCAAAAAGGGCUGUAAAGUAGUUGCUGAUACAGGUACUUCACUAUUAACAGGACCAUCAGAUGAUUUAUAUGAUUUGCUAGGUAAAAUUAAACAAUAAAAUCUAUUAGAUACUUUGAAUAUUGAUGAAAAUUGCAAAAAUGCUAAAGAAUUGCCAAAAUUAACAUUUGUAUUGGAUGGAAUUAACUACGAUUUGGAUGCUAAUGAUUAUGUGAUGAAAAUUGACUCUUAAGGAAAUGAAAUAGCUUAUGAUACUUUUGCAAGUAUUGAUAGUUUCGUAGAAAUGGGUGGUAAUUGUCAAUGUGUAGGAUCAUUCAUGCCUCUUGACAUCCCAGAUCCUUAAGGGCCAGCUUGGAUUUUGGGAGAUACAUUUCUAAGCAAAUAUUAUUCAGUCUAUGAUAGAGAUAAUGAUAGAGUUGGCUUUGCAAAGGCUAAAUGA